AUGUCAGCAAUUUCCCCUAUUAUGAAAUCUUCCCUUCGUGUGGCCGUUUUACAAACAAAAGUCUUUCCGGAAAAGGCUAGUUCCCUCCGCGGCGCUCGAGAGACUCUGUUAGCAGCAAUUGAUAUAUCCAAGCCAGAUCUAUGUGUUAUUGGAGAGAUGUUCACUUGUCCCUAUCAUCCGAAAUACUUUCGACAAUACGGCGAACGCCUACCCGACCAGAGUCCUACGCUAGACAUGGUCAAAGAAGUUGCCAAAGAGAAAAAUGUGUGGAUAAUUGGUGGCACUGUGCCCGAACUGGAUGAUGCUGAUAAGGUCUAUAACACGGCACUGGUCGUGAAUAGUUCGGGAGAGCUGGUGAAAACUUAUCGCAAGGCUCAUCUUUUCGAUAUUGAUGUUCCUGCGGAUGGUGAUAAGCCUGGUAUUCGUUUUUUCGAGUCCGAAACUCUAAGUCCUGGAAACUCCGGUCCAUGCGUAUUCGACACUCCAUGGGGGCCUUUCGGGCUAGGGAUCUGCUACGAUGUAAGGUUUCCAGAAUACGCAGCUCUGCUUCGAAAUAUAGCUCCCGAUCUGAAGAUGCUUAUCUACCCAGGAGCGUUCAACAUGACGACUGGUCCAGCCCAUUGGAGACUCCUUGGACGGGCACGAGCUCUCGAUACACAGUGCUACGUUGUCAUGGCAUCCCCCUCUCGUAGUGAGAACCCUGAGGAUUAUCAAGCUUGGGGGCAUUCGAUGGUAGUCAAUCCUUGGGGUGAGGUUGUGGACGAGACGGACGAGAAGCAUGGCUGGUUCACUGUGGAUGUAGACUUGACCAUGGUUGAUAGAGUCCGGCGGAAUAUCCCUACGGCCUCUCAGAAAAGAUACGAUCUUUACACGAAAGUACAGCCCGUGGAACAGUCCGAUUAGCAGCAGCGAAUAUUAUCCCUGGUAUGCUCCUCUCUUUCCACAUCGUUCAACUUUUCGUUUCAUUUGUU
Molecule: messenger RNA, 971 nt
Organism: Perkinsus marinus ATCC 50983
Lineage: Eukaryota; Perkinsozoa; Perkinsida; Perkinsidae
Exons: 9
Coding region: 1-903 (300 amino acids)
Biological process (GO): L-glutamine metabolic process; oxaloacetate metabolic process
Cellular component (GO): mitochondrion
Molecular function (GO): omega-amidase activity
Source: RefSeq, a predicted model, not a curated record